This is a messenger RNA of Misgurnus anguillicaudatus (oriental weatherfish), 1409 nucleotides long. Lineage: Eukaryota; Metazoa; Chordata; Actinopteri; Cypriniformes; Cobitidae. The record is from RefSeq and is a predicted model, not a curated record.
AACCGCUGUUAAAUAUAAAAGAAGAAGAACAUUAAACCAAUCAUCAGGCUGAAUCUCACGCAUGCGCAGCGGAUCACUCAAACGUCCUGGCGGUAAAAACGAAGAGCGAAUGUCAAUAAACAAAAUCAGCUACUGUACCUCAGUAGUUGAGAAUUUAAUAAGAGUGACACGCCAAUCAUCAAGAUACCGUCAUGUCUCAUAGCAGCGAUUCCGUGCUGUUCUCCACUCUGGGUAAAGGAGACAGCUUACAUCAAGAAGUUUUAGCAGCAUUCCCUCUGUGUCAGAUGACAGAAGAGGAUUUGAUCCAGAAUCCUUUGCUGUGUAAAUUACUGGCCACUCUGUCCCAGCAUGUAGACCGAACUGGACUCACGCAGCAGCUGAAGAAAGAUCUUGAGAAGGCUGAGCGUGAGGUGCACACCCAGAGGUUGGGUUGGCUUCAUGUGGAGAGCGUUUACAGAGUUCUGCAGGAGAUCCUUCAGGAGAAUCGCUUCAGUAGAAACUCCAGCACUCCACCAGAGGAAGAGAAGUUUUACAGCACAUUGGAACAGUGUAUGUUGGUGGGGCAAUGCAGCACACUUUUGAACAGCAGCUCAGAUAUCAUUGAAGAUCCCAGUACAGUUUUGGCACUUUCUGUGGACAGAUUGAAAAGACAAUUACCUGAUGAACAGGAGAUUUUACAAAUGAAGCAAAGGUUGCCAUCAGAACUGCUGAAGCAUCUGAAGAAGAAAACCAUCAACAUACUGUCGUACUAUCAGCCUGACUGCGAGAAUGAAAGCGAAGGUCUCAGAAAUGUUAAGCUUUCCAAACUUCCUGUGCUGUUGGACAGUGAACAGAAGAAAGCGAAGAGUCUCAGUGAGAAGAACCGAGAGAACAUCACAUUACUACAACGACAGACUCAUGCUUACCUCUCCGAGCUGCUGAAAUGUAUGAAGAUCCUGCAGUGUCUCAUCCUGGAUCUCCGACUGAAAGCUCAGAAAGAACUGGAUAGAAAAAAGAUUGAGUACUUUGAAGCCAAAUGUGAGAUUGGUUUGCAGAAGAUAAGGGCAGAGAUGCUCGAAGUUCAACUUGACACCUACACAAGAGACAAGAUCGCUGCUCAUAAAAGAAUUACAGAGAAACUGAAUGCAGAGCUGAAAUCUUCUGAGAUGGAGAAACAGACGGUGGAGUCCAAGCUUGCGUCCUUUGAGAUCUAUGGGAAGGAUUUUGAGACUCUGGCUGAGGAAUACUCACGGCUCCAACAGGAGAUCGCCACCAAAUCCUGGGCACUGAAAGAAUUUACCACAUAAAUGCAGGACGUCACGUUUCUUUAGAUUAUAAAGUUGUUAAUAAGUUUGGUUAGCAUGAUAUGUGAUCUGCAGGCUUUCCUUCACAUCAGAGCAGCAAUUAAAUAAACAAGAAGAGAAAAGUGA